This is a messenger RNA of Ustilaginoidea virens, 258 nucleotides long. RefSeq lists its product as uncharacterized. The transcript has a single exon. The record is from RefSeq and is a predicted model, not a curated record. NCBI's taxonomy places the organism in Eukaryota, Fungi, Ascomycota, Sordariomycetes, Hypocreales, Clavicipitaceae. The coding region runs from base 1 to 258 and encodes 85 amino acids.
AUGUCCACUUUCAUUCCCUCCAAGGCUUAUGAUUUCGCCUCAGGAGCCGCGCCUCUGAAACAGUCGUGUUCUCGCAAGGCGACUGAGCCGUACCUCGGAACGUCCCGCGUCGCAAAGCAAGACGGAGCCCGUGACGAACACGGUUGUAGCGAUGGCUCGUCGCCGGUUACUGGCACAAGGGGAGUUGAAGAGCUCGGCACAGUGCGCUACGAAGAAGAAGAUGAUGUCCAUGCCCCGAGUACAGGGAAGGCGGUAUAG